Messenger RNA from Pseudo-nitzschia multistriata, 1620 nucleotides. Lineage: Eukaryota; Bacillariophyta; Bacillariophyceae; Bacillariales; Bacillariaceae. The record is from the annotation of a GenBank genome assembly.
GCGCACCUUCGUUCCGAACACUUGUCAACAAAAACAGUUACUUGUACUAUUUUUUGUUAUCCAUAGUCUGUGACAGUUCUCGAUUUGCCACUGCUAAUGCAAUCCAACUCCGCCGGCCAACAUGUGGCACCUGACCAUCCCCCGCUCCAAUGUCACUGMAUUCAUACUGAUACCAUGGCUUGCGGCGGAACUGGUCUUCCUGUUGAUCUUUUACCGUGUGUUGCUGCCCCGAUUUCAACGGCUCCGCCCCCCUGCUGAGUAUCGCGACUAUGCUAGAGACCGUAAGAAACUCUUCAUGCGGAUCAUCAAACGAAUAGAGACCAACUGCGAGACGAACAACACGCCGAUCGUACCGUGCUUUGUUUCCUUUAUCCGAGACUACUUCCAACCCACGGGUGCCAACGCGAACGCGGUGCCCCACCACGAGUUUUAUCCGAAAAAAGGAGACGUGGAUCUGUUCUUUGCCUGGGCCUUCUUCGGCAAAGACGUGGACGAGCUAGAGCUAUGGAUGAGAAACGAUCUAGAAGACAUAUACAAGACUCUCGAAUUGGAUUACAACUUUUCAUUCGAGGAGGGAACUACUCCGGAYUACAAGCCUAUGCGCUUGACACUGGAUCCGUUGGAUCCAAGCUAUCGACCCUUCUUUGUGUAUUGCRUGUUCUCGUUGGUGAAGCUCAUGAGCGAUUUCUCGCUGAGAGCCGUUGGCUUUUAUAAGUGCAAGACGUCGAGUGGACUCAACUACUUUUAUCGACCACCCAAACACAAACUCUACAAGAAGUGCGACGAAAAUAUCGACAACAGCGGGAAGCUCCCCCUYAUUUUUCUGCACGGCAUCGCCCCCGGUGGUUUGGCCUUUUACCUACCGAUGGUAUUUUACCUCGGAGGCGAUGGCCGCCCACUGUUUUUGUUCGAAAACCCCGACAUUACCUUUUGCGCGUUUUGUGGCGGCGACCCUCCAAACGAACGCCAAACAGUGCAUGGUGUAUGGGAAGCCGUCGACCASCACCUUGGUUCGGUUCAGGACAUUAGCGUGGUGGGUCAUUCAUUUGGUUCUUGUCCCRUUACGUGGCUGGUCCACAGCGCCGGRAGCGAUCGCAUACGGCAAAUAGUGUUGGUGGAUCCCGUCAGUAUCUGUUUGAGCGAACCGGACGUGAUGCAAAAUUUCUUGUACCAGCGCAGGUGUCUCCGGGCCAACAAGAUGCCCAUCAAAAUUGGCGUGAUCUCCAACGAAAUCUACACWGAGCAUUAUCUCCGGCGGCACUUCGCAUGGUACAACAGCGAAUUGUGGCUGGAAGACCUGCCCGAACAGGCAAAAGUUCUCGUGUGCUUGUCGGAAAAAGACCCCAUUGUUCCGGUACGAAAGGUUCAGCAGCAGGUUCUUCGACGACCUAGCGUCGACGUCCUCUUGUGGGAAGACGCUGGGCACGCCCAUUGCAUAACAAAACCAAAAACGUGGCGACAGAUGUCCAUGGUGAUGAAGCGRCAAGAAAAACUGAUCGCACAGGAGUCCUCGUCCAUGAGCUUGGACAAGAAGUACCCGUGACACUGCUACUGUAGAUACAUUUUUGUAAAAUAAUAUUUUCGUGUAUCUUAAUUUAAAAAUAACAAUUUUCUCAAGUG